GCACCACCCGCCCGCCCAGUGUCCCCGGGAAGAAGAGAGGACGGCUGUUUCGGUAGAAAAGAACAGGGAAAUGAAGUUGGACAGGCUAGCCCGAGUCUCUCUUGAACUAGACGACUUGUAAAUUCGGUGACAGCUGUAGUAGAAAAGACGUUUACACCGCUAUGAUAGUCGUCAGUUAGUAAAUGUUGGGCAGCCACAGGUCUACGAUAACGUUACUUACUUUGUAGAGUAGCGGCACAGGGUGAUAAAGAAAGUGGAGACAACUUGCUAUCCUGCUAACUAACCUCAACCACCGGACGUCUGUUGGUUUCUGAGCGUCAUUUCCCUCGGAAAUUUAACGUGGACCGUCAGUCAUGCCUUUUCCUUUCGGGAAGUCUCAGAAGAAUCCAGCUGAAAUUGUGAGGAGUUUGAAAGAGAAUGUCGCAUACAUGGAAAAGCUGGAUUCUGGAGAGAGUAAAAAGUGUGAAAAGGUUGCAGAGGAGGUGUCCAAAAGUCUUGCCUCUUUAAAGGAAGUGCUUUGUGGAACAGGUGACAAGGAACCUCAAACCGAAGCUGUGGCUCAGCUUGCACAAGAGCUUUACAACACCAACCUUCUCAUUGCACUCAUUGCAAACCUGCAGAAGAUUGAUUUUGAGGGUAAAAAGGAUGUGGUUCAUUUGUUCAGCAACAUUGUGAGGCGUCAGAUUGGCACUCGCACCCCCACAGUCGAAUACAUUUCUACACACCCAGAGAUCCUCUUCAUGCUUCUGAAAGGAUACGAGAGUGCAGAGGUGGCUCUGAACUGCGGUAUGAUGCUGAGGGAGUGUCUGCGUCACGAGCCUCUGGCCAGAACCGUGCUCUUCUCUGAAGAGUUCUUCUGCUUCUUCCGUUAUGUGGAGCUGUCGACCUUCGACAUCGCCUCUGAUGCCUUUGCCUCGUUUAAGGAUCUUCUGACUAGACAUAAGAUUAUGUGUGCGGAUUUCCUGGAGAACAAUUAUGACAGGGUGUUCACGGAGUACGAAAAGCUUCUGCAUUCAGACAACUACGUAACCAAACGGCAGUCUUUGAAGCUGCUCGGGGAGCUUCUGCUGGACAGAUACAACUUCACUGUCAUGACAAAGUACAUCAGCCGGGCAGAGAACCUGAAACUGAUGAUGAACCUGCUGAGGGACAACAGCCGCAACAUCCAGUUUGAAGCCUUUCACGUCUUCAAGGUUUUCGUUGCAAAUCCCCACAAGACUCAGCCUGUGCUCGACAUCCUGCUGAAGAACCAGACCAAGCUGGUGGACUUCCUGAGCCACUUCCAGACAGACCGAUCCGAGGACGAGCAGUUCUGCGAUGAGAAGAACUAUCUGGUCAAGCAGAUCCGAGAACUGAAACGACCCACGACGACCGAGGAAGCUUAAGGCAGCGUGAAUGUGGUGUUGAGGUGAUGGUCCGAGCUGAGCGAGUCUCAAAACAACACGUUUUAAUCCUUUUAAAUAAAAGUUCAUUUACUUUCUGAUGUCAAGUGGAUUUAGAGGUGAUGGGCCCGAGUGGGUCAGGAACUGUUACACGUGUCGGAGUGCUUAUUUAGUGAGAAUAAAAACGCCUUUGCUCCGUUCCUGUCCCGAUGGACCUUAAACUGUUCGCUUUCACCUACACGUUGCUGGUAAAAUGUGUAGAUUAGGAGAAGUUACCAGGAACAAAAACUCUGUGAUGAUCUCAACUUUUCAAGAAUUUAAUCUAAAUUUUAGAUGCAGAAAAGACAAAAUAUAUUAUUUUUCUAAUGUAUUUUCCGCACUCUAAAUGCUUAAGUUAGCUUUAUUAUUUGCAUUAUUGUAAGUGUGUGUGUGUGUGUGUGUGUGUGUGUGUGUGUGUGUGUGUGUGUGCGUGCAUGGGCUUAUAUGAGCUUUAUAAGUAAGUCCUUGGCAGGGUGACAUGGGGUUGUCUGAUUGGCCAGGUCAGCACAUUAGUGGUGAAUGUUGCUUUGGUUGUGUGUGUGCAUGCAUGCGUGUGCACGUGUGCACUGCAGAGGUCAGAUGUGACCCUGCAGUGCUGUACUUGCCAAUGUAUUAGCUGUCCCAGGAAGUGUAAAUCAAAACCAUUGAGGAAUCGAUGAGCUCUGUUGUGACCGUUGGGCCGCGCUCGGCGACACUUGCACGUCUGGAAUAGAAACAGAGAAUGGGAUAACGCUGCAGGGUCCCACGUGCACAGCCAGACGAUUGAUCUGGCACCAAACACUCCAUUUCUCUUUCACAAACUGAAUAAACUUCUAGUAAUUUAACAAAAGCAUCCGCUCUGGUAAGAUGACAAACAGCAAUGCUGCGUAGUCGCAGUGGAGCGACACGGUGUUGAAGACCUCUAGUAGUGUGUUUAAUCAGCACCGUUCUCAUUUCCGCUACACUGGUCAAAUACUUGGGUUGUUCCGUCUUUUCCGAUUCGUUAUAAAUCUCCCGUCGUGUCUCAAUAUGGAUGGGUCAAACGUCACAGCACUGGCCUGACUAGAGAGAUGGGGACAGUGAAACACUUGAACCUGGUAGAGUUGGCGUUUGUCUGGAUGGUGAGUGCUGGAUCUGCUGACUUGUUUCAGUCUACUCAUUUCAAACAUUUGCUCUAGUUGCUGUCAGUGUCAGAAUGAGGGAUUUCACCAUGUCUUCAGCACGUAGUCUUGAAGUGUAUACCUCAUGGGAGAUUGCAGAUGCUCUCCUCUUGCCUAGAGGAUAUAUUUUACCGUGUUUUUAGGGCAGCAGGACGACGAUGUGUGUUCAGACUUGACUGCAGCGUCAUCUUCCAUACUGAAAACCCAGAUUUCUUUAGACUUAAACAUUUCCUCGGUUGCAGCAACUUGUGUGUUAAUUCAUAGUGAAUUGCAGCAUGGCACCUUGUAAUUACUGUUGCCUUAUUUAAAGAUGCCUAAUCCAUAGUGAUGAUCUGUUAAAUCCUAGAACUCUUAAAUUGUUGAUAAGCCAAAGGCCAGAUGUUGUUUUAUGAAAUGAGCAAUAAUUAGAAAAGAUAUUUGUUGUUGGGAUUGUUUACGAAAAUAAAAUUUCAGGGCCUUUUUGAUUCUAUGCAAUUUUUAUAAAACCUCACUAAUUUUACAAUAACUAACAUCCCCACAGGCUUCGGCUUCUUAAACUGAGUAAAUGAUCAUAAAAAAUAUUCAAGCCUGACAGUAGUGUGAUGAUUGUUUAUAUUCCCAACACGUGUCCUGUAUUUGUGUAAAUAUGUGCACCAACGUCCUAACAUGCACUGGGAGGGAUGUGUUGUUCACAGCCUGCCCAACAGAGGGCGCUGUUGGCCACAGCCUGCACCUUGUAUUAGUUGUAUAAAUGAAAACAUUUCUAUAUAACCCUACCUCCUGUUGGGCGGUUAUACAAUACUCGUCAGUAGUCGUGUUUCUUUUAUUUUGCUUGAAAAAUCUUAAAGGUGUGCAGUGAUGAACUGGUACAAAAAUGAUUGGAAUAAAUUCAAAUGAGCCUUAAAAAAACAACAUUUUGUCAUUUCUCUGGUCAUAUUUCUUGUAACAUCGUUAAAGCUUGUAGUUCUCCAGGCUUUCUGAGACAUUUCUCUGAUUCAUUGACUGGGCAACUAAUUCAUGACUGAUAUUGUUCCUUUUUGUGUGGUAUCGUAUGGUGAAUACAUGAAAUGCCGUUCUGUGUUCCCAGUUCCUAAAAAUUUGAUCAAGAUCCUCAGUAUAUCUGAAAUUAAGCUCCAAACCAUGACACAGCCUCUACUGUGCUUUUGGAUGGGCUGUAAUCUCUUUUCCCUGACCUCCACUGUACUUAUUAACUGCUAUUUGAACAAAAAGAUUACAUUUUAAAUAAUCAUCCCAUAUAUCCUGUUGCCAUACAUUUGUAACCUAGUUUUUGUCAUGUUGACAACUUGGUCUUUAGUUUCCUUGAUUUAAAAAGUGGCUGCUUCCAACAGAACAGAACAGGACUCGGCUCUGAGGAUUUUUGUUUUGGUAUGAUUUCUUUGUUUGUUUGUUUUUUCCACAUCAUCUUUAGAGCAUUUUACCCCUGAAGGACACCGUAGACCAUGUUGAGAUAAAUCAUGUUGGAACAAACACUGAUUGACCUUUGACCAGUUUUAGAGAUCCAGCUAAAGAAAUGGGAUCAAAUGUUGGGAUUUUGCUGCAGGAUACUCGGAACAAGGUGUCCAAGGACAGGGUUGUACGAGACCGGUAUCGUCACUCGUGCUGACCCAACACAGGUUCAUCUUUUACGUUGAGCGUCUUCAGUUCUUAAAGGGUUGUAGAUCGGCAUUGAGGGCUUAACUAAAGCGAAUAAACUAAAAGCCCUCUAAGUAUGAGGAUAAACCAAAAACAAAUGACUAAUUUUCUAAGAAAAAGCCUUUUUAGAAAGUCUGGAGAACUAUAUGAAUGAAAACCAUGUGAAAAAGUACAAAACUAGCUGGUUUAUUGAAGGCAAAAUAAAAAAGGGAUGAGAUAAAUCCAGAUUUUUGCACAGUUCUGUGAAUCACUGACUAUAUUAUGUAGACAUCAGGUUAAAAUCCUAAUGGUCAAUGCUAUAAAAUUAUUAUAAGGUUUGUGCUUUACUCUUAUUUUUUACUUUGAUGCCUUUUCUUUUUUUCCUUUCUCUUUCCGCACUGAAUGUUUUAUUUCCCCUGGGAGCAAAUUAUGUGUACAUAACAUUGAAAAAUGAAAGCAUUCAUAAAAUAAAGUGUUAUUGCAGUUA
Messenger RNA from Nothobranchius furzeri (turquoise killifish), 4658 nucleotides. It is a transcript of the gene cab39l1, whose product is annotated as calcium binding protein 39, like 1. Gene Ontology annotation, molecular function: protein serine/threonine kinase activator activity. The record is from RefSeq and is a predicted model, not a curated record. NCBI's taxonomy places the organism in Eukaryota, Metazoa, Chordata, Actinopteri, Cyprinodontiformes, Nothobranchiidae. Gene Ontology annotation, biological process: intracellular signal transduction.